UUUAUUUCUAUAUCAUUAAUCUCUGCAAUCCACCACUCCAUUACACUCUUUAUAAACUCUGCUGUUCUCAUCUCAACUCUUCCUGCUGCUUCUGCUUUCUUCUCUCACUUUGUCUGAAUCGAAAGUUCGAUGAUCAUCAGAUAACUCUUCAAUUAUGGGAACUCCAGUUAACAUCGUCGUCGGAUCCCAUGUGUGGGCAGAGGAUCGGGUUGAAGCAUGGAUUGAUGGAGAAGUGAUAGAAAUCAAAGGCAACGAUGCCACCAUAGUCACCGCAGAUGGAAAAACGAUUAUUGCCAAAUUGUCCAGCAUUUAUCCAAAAGACACAGAAGCACCUCCAGCUGGAGUCGAUGACAUGACCAAAUUAGCUUACCUACAUGAACCAGGAGUUCUGCAAAAUCUGGCUUCUCGCUUUGCUCUCAAUGAGAUAUAUACCUACACAGGAAGCAUUUUAAUUGCAGUUAACCCUUUCCGGAGGUUGCCACACCUGUAUGAUGUCCACAUGAUGGAGCAAUACAAAGGAGCUACUUUUGGAGAACUCAGUCCCCAUCUUUUUGCUGUAGCAGAUGCUUGUUACAGGGCAAUGAUCAAUGACCAAGGAAACCAAUCCAUCUUGGUAAGUGGAGAGAGUGGGGCAGGUAAAACAGAAACAACAAAGAUGCUCAUGAGAUAUCUCGCAUUCAUGGGGGGCAGAUCAGGAACUGAAGGAAGAACAGUUGAGCAACAAGUUUUAGAGUCCAACCCUGUCUUGGAAGCAUUCGGGAACGCCAAAACUGUAAAGAACAAUAACUCCAGUCGUUUCGGUAAAUUUGUUGAGAUCCAAUUCGACAAACAAGGGAAGAUCUCUGGAGCUGCUAUCCGUACGUAUCUUCUGGAACGGUCCCGUGUUUGUCAGGUGAAUGACCCGGAGAGGAACUACCAUUGCUUUUACAUGCUCUGUGCAGCACCACCAGAGGAUGCCAAGAAAUACAAGUUGGCAGACCCAAGAACAUUCCACUACCUAAACCAAACAAACUGUUAUGAAGUAGCAAAUGUGAAUGAUGCCCAGGAAUAUCUGGAGACUAGACAUGCCAUGGAUGUUGUUGGAAUCAGCCAGGAAGAACAGGAUGCGAUAUUCCGUGUUGUAGCUGCAAUCCUUCAUCUUGGGAACAUUGAAUUCGUGAGAGGGAAUGAAGUUGAUUCUUCCAAAUUGAAAGAUGAUAAAUCACUGUACCAUCUUCAAACAGCUGCAGAGCUUCUAAUGUGUGAUGAGAAGGCCCUUGAAGAUUCACUUUGUAAGCGUGUAAUAGUUACUCCUGAUGGUAACAUUACAAAACCUCUUGAUCCAGCUUCAGCAGCAUUAAACCGUGACGCCUUGGCGAAGACUGUCUACUCAAGAUUAUUUGACUGGAUUGUGGAUAAAAUCAACAGUUCAAUUGGUCAAGACCCUAAUGCAGUGAACAUAAUUGGAGUCCUCGACAUCUAUGGGUUUGAAAGCUUCAAAGUCAAUAGUUUUGAGCAGUUAUGCAUCAACUUCACCAAUGAGAAGUUGCAACAGCAUUUUAAUCAACAUGUAUUUAAAAUGGAGCAAGAAGAGUACACAAGGGAAGAGAUUGACUGGAGUUAUGUAGAAUUUGUAGAUAACCAAGAUGUGUUGGAUCUUAUAGAAAAGAAACCUGGAGGAAUAAUCGCUCUCCUUGAUGAAGCAUGUAUGUUUCCUAAGUCAACCCAUGAGACAUUUGCACAAAAGAUGUACCAGACAUACAAAAGCCACAAGCGCUUUAGCAAGCCUAAGCUUGCUCGAACAGAUUUCACCAUCAAUCAUUAUGCUGGAGAUGUUACCUACCAAGCUGAUUCAUUCCUAGACAAAAACAAGGAUUAUGUUGUAGCGGAACAUCAAGCUCUAUUAGAUGCCUCCAGGUGCCAUUUUGUAGCAAAUCUCUUCCCCCCUUUACCUGAGGAAACUUCAAAGCAAUCCAAAUUCUCUUCAAUCGGUACCCGCUUCAAGCAACAACUGCAAGCUUUAAUGGAAACUCUGAGCACUACGGAGCCACAUUACAUCAGAUGCGUGAAGCCCAACACUGUUCUAAAACCUGGAAUAUUUGAGAACUUCAACGUCCUAAACCAGUUGAGGUGUGGGGGUGUGCUAGAGGCUAUUAGAAUAAGUUGUGCUGGGUAUCCAACUAAGAGAACAUUUGAUGAAUUCCUCGAUCGGUUUGGAAUGCUAGCUUCGGAUGUUUUAGAUGGAUCUGAUGACAAAAAAGGUUGUGCAGCUCUUUGUGAUAGAAUGGGAUUGAAGGGCUACCAGAUUGGGAAGACAAAGGUGUUUCUUAGAGCUGGGCAGAUGGCUGAACUGGAUGCCCGAAGAAUUGAAAUCUUGGCUAAUGCUGCAAGACGCAUCCAGAGGCAAAUCCAAACAUAUCUCACUCGAAGGGAGUUCAUUGCUGUACGACGCGCUACAAUUCGUUGGCAGAAGCUAUGGAGAGGACGGCUUGCACGCAAACUAUAUGAAUAUAUGAGAAGAGAAGAUGCUUCAAUCCGUAUACAGAAGCAUGCACGUGCUCAUGCAGCCAGAAAAUCUUUCACAGAGCUACGAGCAUCAGCAAUAAUUAUUCAAACUGGGAUGCGUGCAAUGGCAGCUCAUAAAGAAUUUAGGCACAGAAGGAGAACCAAGGCUGCAAUAGUUAUUCAGACUCGAUGGCGUAGAUUCCAAGCGUUUUCUGCUUAUAAGCAGAAACAGAAGGCCACUCUUACGCUUCAGUGUCUCUGGAGAGGAAGGGCAGGAAGGAAGGAGCUUAGAAAACUCAGAAUGGCUGCUAGAGACACAGGAGCGCUUAAAGAAGCUAAGGAUAAGCUGGAAAAACGGGUUGAAGAGCUCACAUGGCGACUAGAUAUUGAAAAGCAUAUGAGGAUUGACCUUGAAGAAGCAAAGGCACAAGAAAUUACAAAGCUGCAAUCUGCUUUGCAUGAAAUAAAAGGGCAGUUAGAUGAUGCUCAUGCUGCAAUUAUCAGGGAAAAAGAAGCAGCGAGGAUAGCUAUUGAACAAGCACCUCCUGUAAUCAAAGAAGUUCCUGUUGUAGACAAUACUAAGCUAGACUUCCUGACUAAUCGCAACGAGGAACUGGAGGGUGAAUUAAGAGAGUUGAAGGAGAGGUUUGAAGAAUUUGAAAUUAAGUAUGCUAAGGUCAAGGAGGAGAGUGAAGCAAGGUUUGAAGAAGGAGAAGAAUCACAUUCCAGAAUCUCCCAGCUUCAAGAGACUAUUGAACGACUAGAAUUGAACUUGUCCAACUUGGAAUCUGAGAAUCAGGUUCUACGUCAACAGGCUUUGGUUGCAUCAACAAAUGAUGAGCUCUCUGAAGAAGUGAACAUCCUCAAGGACAAGAUUGCAAAGUUGGAAUCAGAAAAUGACCUGCUCCGCCAUCAGGCACCGGUUACUGUGCAGCAAAUAGUUGCUCCUGAACAGAUGCAACCAGAGGGCACUAAGAUUCUUGAAAAUGGAUAUCAGAAGAUGGAAGAGCACAAGACGAUAAAGGAGCCGGUGCCUCCCCCAACUGCCCUAAGUAAACAAAAAUCUCUAACAGACAGGCAACAUGAAAACCAUGACACGCUGAUAAAGUGCCUCAUGGAAGAUAAACGGUUUGACAAGAACAGACCUGCUGCUGCAUGUAUUGUCUAUAAGGCACUUCUACAGUGGAGAUCAUUUGAAGCAGACAAGACAAACAUAUUUGAUCGGAUAAUUCAUGCAAUCCGGUCAUCUAUCGAGAAUCAGGAAAACAUCAGUGAUCUUGCCUAUUGGCUCUCAACAACUUCGACACUUUUGUUUCUUGUACAAAAUACGCUCAAGGCAAGCAACACACCAAAAAAAGCUUCAGAGCGUGCUCGGACCUCACCCACGACUCUGUUUGGUAGAAUGGCACAAGGCCUUCGUUCAUCCCCCUCAGGCAUGGGAAUUUCAAGUGGAUACAGUGGAAUGGUAGGCAAACCAGAUUUCCAAUCUCGAGUUGAAGCUAAAUACCCUGCCCUCCUGUUUAAGCAACAUCUAACUGCAUGUGUUGAGAAAAUAUAUGGGAUGAUCCGUGACAGUUUGAAGAAAGAGAUCAGUCCACUCUUGAACCUGUGCAUACAAGCACCAAGAUCAGCAAGAGCCAGAUCAAUAAGAGGAUCCUCCAAAAAUACUCAAUCAAAUAUAGUUGCAAAACAACAAGCAUCAAGCAUACACUGGCAAAGCAUUGUAGGAAGCCUGGAUCAUGCCUUAGCUACAAUGUGUGAGAAUUAUGUCCCUGACAUAAUCACAAGGAAGACUUUCAGUCAGGUGUUCUCCUUCAUAAAUGUGCAGCUUUUUAACAGUUUAUUGCUCCGCCGUGAAUGCUGUUCAUUUAGCAAUGGAGAAUAUGUAAAAGCUGGCCUGCAAGAAUUGGAGCAGUGGUGCUCCAAAGCAACAGUCCAGUUUGCUGGAUCCUCAUGGGAUGAACUACAGCACAUAAGGCAGGCUGUUGGGUUUCUGCAGGUUUCACAUCAAAAGCCUCACAAAUCCUUGGAUGAGAUCACAAAUGAAAUCUGUCCGGUGUUGAGCAUUCCACAAAUAUAUCGCAUUGGAACGAUGUUCUGGGACGACAAAUAUGGAUCCCAAGGGCUAUCUCCAGAUGUAAUUGGCAAGAUGAGAGCAUUGAUGACAGAAGAGUCAAGUAACAUGCCAAAUAAUUCUUUCUUGCUUGAUGUUGAUUCAAGCGUUCCUUUCUCUCCAGACGAGCUAUCAAGAUCCUUUCCCGACGUCAGCCUAUCCAAUAUUGAUCCACCCUUGCUCCUCCGUCAGAAUUCUGAGUUCCAUUUCCUGUUACAACGCACAGAUUAAGAUUCUCAUUACUUGGUGGGUUUACUCAGCUUUUUUGGUUCUUAGUUGUGCCAUUGUAAUUGUUCAUUUGAGGGUUGAUUGUUAUUGUUGUUACUGAAUGUCUUUCCAAGGUCCAAAAUUUCAGUGGGUUUUGAUAACCGACCAAAAUCUCAUGUUCAUAUGGAGAAGAAACCGUUUAGCAAA
Molecule: messenger RNA, 5011 nt
Organism: Telopea speciosissima
Lineage: Eukaryota; Viridiplantae; Streptophyta; Magnoliopsida; Proteales; Proteaceae
Product: myosin-12
Exons: 42
Coding region: 155-4828 (1557 amino acids)
Biological process (GO): vesicle transport along actin filament; actin filament organization
Cellular component (GO): vesicle; cytoplasm; actin cytoskeleton
Molecular function (GO): microfilament motor activity; ATP binding; actin filament binding
Source: RefSeq, a predicted model, not a curated record